GAGUUUAGAAUGUUGUGUAGAGUUUAAAGAGUAUCACAAAAACACACAGAACUUGAAAACGUAUUUCUCGACUUCUGCCAUUAGUAUUUUAUUCCCACCGAAGUCUCUACAGCUUGAAGAGUUAUGGAGAACCAAUGAUGCAGAAGGUAAUACCAGUCUCCGGUUGCAAUGUAUCAGCGACGUUUCUAAUCCAGUUAGUGAAAUAAGAUGGAACAUAGAAAAAGAUUAGAGAAUUGUCUGGACAUGCAAGGACUGAGAUUUUAUCUGCCAACCUCACACGAAGAAACAAUGGAGACCUACUAUCAUGUUACAUACAAAAUCCUGCGUUCCCAGAGAUCAAAGUAAACAAAACAUAUGAACUCAACAUUACUUACAAGCCGUUCAGUUAUGACCUACGUGGGUGACAGUAUAAGCGUUUUAUGUCAAUGUGACGCAAACCCAGCAGCUAAGAUCGAAUGGUCAAACACUACUCCGAAUAGCAUAGAUAAAAGGACUGAAGUUAGCCUAGAACUGAAAAUUCAAUUUCAAUCCACUGGUCGCCAUAACUUCACGUGCAUUGCGAGAAACACAAUUGGUUCGACGGUAAAUGAGGUGUUCAUCGUGGUCAAAGAAAAAGCUACCGAACCAACAAAUCCGAUAUCAUCCACUGGUAAAGUCAUCUCUUCGUCGAUGCUGAUCGGAAUCCUUUGCGGAUGUCUGGCGGUUGUAAUUAUCGUUAUAAUAGCAUUCAGUUGUGCUAUUGUAUGGAAAAUACGAAAGGAAACACCGACAAGGGAACGUGCUGAUAGUACACAUAAUCAGAAGCGACAACCGAGUUUUCAACCCCAAGAUCCUGAUCACAACGAUCCCGCUUGUUCCAAUCCCGGUUAUGGUCCUUCCGAAGCUAUUGCUGAAUCGGUUGAGUACACCUGUGUUGUUAAAAGGGCAGUGAGACAGGCUCCAAAACCUCAGACCGAAGAAGGAGCACUCAUCUACGCUGAUCUUGAUCUACCAGCAGAGGGUUCCACACGAAGAAAGCCAACAGUGAUUUCAGACGCCGAAACGACAUACGUUUCAAUUGAUUUUGCCAAGACAAAAAAAUGAAGAGAUCUGUGUUAGACGAUUAGUCACACAAUUAUUCUCGUGGAACGAUGACCAAAUUACUGGAUAGCUUUAUAUGUUUGACGUUAUUCUGCCUUUUUUUCAAAAGUUUAAGACCGACGGUAUAUACUUACUUUUUUAGGUAACUCAACCAGGCGUCAAUGACUUAAAACAGACCUCUAGUCCAAACAUUAAUCAUACAUAAGAACUGACUGAAACUGUUACGUUAUGAUGAUUUAUAUUCAGGUUGCUUAUUAUCUAAGAUAUUGAAAAAGAGCCCUGACUGAUUUUGGAAAAACUCGUCGCCGGAUUAUCUUGCAUUUCGAUACUGCUGAACUUAAGCGAUGUGACAUUACUUUUGACUUAAUAAUUAUGUUGCGUAUAUGUUCAUGCAAUACCUUUAUUGGCCUUUUUUUCAAAAUGUAUCUUUAUUAUCUGAACCAAACAACGAUUCCGUUUACAAAUGUAGUAUUUUUGUCUUAAUAUUAUCAACAUGUCACAACGUAAAAUUUAUUGUUCAGUUUAAGUUAUUUUGCUGAAAGCAGCACUGAAUAUCAUUAACGACAUAUUCGUUAAACGUUUUGUUUGAUUUGUUCAGGUAUAUUUUACUGGUGUUCAGAAUAUUUUGUCAAAACUGGUCAUGCUAUAAAAAAAUUAAUACAUUUUUAUUUCUACGCGUAGAGUAUCGUAUAGAUUUGUAUUAUUUAUCACUGUGUUCAGAUGAAAAUUGUUUUGAGGCACAAAGACCACAAAAACAUGACAAUUGGUGAGAACGAAUACGACAAAAUUUUAUAUUUAUUUCGUUGAGUUAAGACAUACACGAGUGUACGUAUAACGCAAAGCUGUACUGUAUGUAUUAAAAGCAAACACAUAUUUUUGCGCAGCUUUCACCGUUAAAUUUUUAAUGUUAUUUCAUGAAACUUUUCCUCUGAUUAUAAACCAGUAUGCACGUUAAAGAACAAUUUUCUCCAUCUUGGUUAUCUCGUCAGUGCAAUUGGAUUCAAAUGACGGAAGGUUUUAUGUGAACACAUGCAAUUCUAAACCCCUUGUUAAAUAAACUCUAUUUUUCAAAUA
Molecule: messenger RNA, 2154 nt
Organism: Mya arenaria
Lineage: Eukaryota; Metazoa; Mollusca; Bivalvia; Myida; Myidae
Product: sialic acid-binding Ig-like lectin 7
Exons: 9
Coding region: 355-1083 (242 amino acids)
Source: RefSeq, a predicted model, not a curated record